Molecule: messenger RNA, 1338 nt
Organism: Sycon ciliatum
Lineage: Eukaryota; Metazoa; Porifera; Calcarea; Leucosolenida; Sycettidae
Exons: 1
Coding region: 1-1338 (445 amino acids)
Biological process (GO): DNA integration
Molecular function (GO): nucleic acid binding
Source: RefSeq, a predicted model, not a curated record
AUGGGCGAGCUCACAGACACCACAGAGGAGAGACUCGACCAGCUAAUUGCAGAGACAAAGAAAGACAGUGAGCUGCAACUACUGAAGAAGGUCGUCGAGGAUGGUUGGCCGGAAACGUUCAAGGCUACACCGCCCUGUGUCAGACGAUUCUGGAGCAUGAGGGACAGAAUCUCAUAUUUGGAUGGCAUCCUCUUUGUGGGCGAACGGUUUAUUGUGCCAGCCAGCAUGCAACAAUAUGUUCUACGGAUUCUCCACGAAUCACACCAAGGCGUGGAGAAGUGCAAAUACCGUGCAUCGGAAUGUGUUUACUGGCCUGGAAUCCAGCAAGAUAUUGAAGACAUGGUCAAGCGAUGCCCAGUGUGUCAGCGAUUCCAACCAAGCAACUGCCGUGAACCAAUGCUACCACAUGAGAUACCAAAACUACCUUGGACCAAGCUUGGGAGUGACAUACUGGAGUUCAAUGGACGCUACUACCUGGUCGUAGCUGACUACACUUCAAAGUACCCAGAAGUCAACUGUCUAGGCACGACCAAAACCUCGGCAGCUGUCAUUACCAAGCUGAAGAACAUCUUCUCUCGCCACGGCAUACCGGAAGUCAUGAUAGCAGACAACAUGCCAUACGCGAGCAAAGAGAUGAAGGAAUUUGCAAAAGAGUGGCAAUUCAAAAUAGUCACAAGCUCACCGACAUACAGCCAAAGCAAUGGAAAAAGUGAAAAUGUGGUGAAAAUAGUGAAACGAAUUCUGAAAAAAGCGCUGGAAGACCACUCAAUGGAUCCAGAGUUCGCGCUGCUGAACUAUCGGAACACCAGAAUCUCCGGCACGGAAUACAGCCCAGCACAGGUGCUCAUGGGACGCAGGCUGCGGGACCGACUGCCAAUGCCAGCGAAAAAGCUGGAACCCAAGACGGUGGACCCUGCGGCAGGUCUUCAAAAGCAACAAGCUCGCCAGGAGUACUACUAUAACCGAACCGCAAAAGAACGACCAGAAUUCAGGCCAGGUGACGAUGUGCUGGUUCGUGAACGAGGGAAAUGGACACCUAGCAGUAUUAGAGAACAACACGAAGCGCCAAGAUCAUACAUACUGACAGAUGGAAGAAGGCGCACAUCCCGUCAUCUACGCACCAACUACGAACCUAAAAAUGAUGACAAGCAGGAGUCGGCAGCGCGCAUGCCGGAUACGAGUGAUGACAACGUUCCCUCUGGCCCGGGGAGUGUGGGUGACGGUAUGACCCCUCCGGAAGCAACAGAUGACGCGGAUAGAUUGGACAGUCCGGCAGAGCCUCGCUAUUCGCAGCGCAAUAGAAAAGAAAAGAAGGCAGAUGACUAUGUUUACUACUAG